AGAUAACGACUGCAGACCACCUAACCCCGUCACUCAAUAACUUCACAGCGCAAUGAUCAGGGCGCUACUUAUCGCCCUCUGUGGGCUCGGGGCCUCGGGCUUCGUGGUGAAUUCUGGAAACGGUCUUCUGGAUAGGGUCCUGGACAAUCUGGAGAAGCAGUCGAAGUUUUUCAGCUCCGACUACAGCGACAUCAACGUGGACGGACUGUUUGGUCUCAGAAUGGCGCAAGGUCAGAUUUUGGCGGCGGUGGAGGAAUGCCACAAGAGGCCAGUCUGUUCGGCACGCUACCUGUCCAAAAUAAAGGACCUCGAAUCAAAGGUAGGGGAAACCUCCGACAAGGCCCUGCCUUACGUCAAAGAUUCGGACCCCGCCUACUACGAACGUUUCUACCAAACCAUUGCAAAAGCCUGGAUCCUCCCCUACCAAGCCAUGUUGUUUGACAAAGCAGAACUUGGAUCCGUCAAGCUGGGGACCAAUACGUCAUAUGACGAGGAUUACGGGGACGCUUGUUACGCCAGGGUCAUGGGAACGUUUGACAAGAAUCUACCUCGUUGCACGGUGACGCCGGAAUGUUGGGAUUUUAUGACGUCACCGGACACGUCUCAAUACGCCCUCACACAUCAGCUUCUGUAUUUCAUUGUCAUAGAACACGUAGGUUGUUUAAAAGACGUGGAGAGAAACCUAAAGGGGAAGAAAAUAAGGGAUGUGCAAUCACGGAUGUGCGAAAAAAUCUAUAAAGAGGCUGAAGGUCUUGUCAAGAAAACAAAUGUGAAAAGCAUAAACAGAGAUCUGUUCUUGGAGCAAACCGUGCUGUGUGGCCCCCUGGGAUACGAGAGCUUCAUGAGAGAGGACUGGAUGGCCAUGACCCUGCGCUGGCUGGACACGCACUAUGGAUGCUUCAGAAUGACCUUGGACGACCUUGAACAGCUGACCGACGAAAUGGUGCAUGACGUAUACAAGGGAAUGAACGUCUCCAAGGAAACGAUAGAAAAGGCCAAACAACUAGCGGAGCAGGAAUCGAAGGAGUCCUACGAGGAACAGCAAGAGAAGGAGCUUAAGGCCGAGACAAAUUCUAGUCCUACCAUGAGGAAGCUGAUGAGAGAGAAGGGAAUGAAAGACGACUGUCUCGCCCACACUUCCGGUUUAGGAUUUGGGGUCUAUGCAACAUAUCUAAAUUAUCUUAUUUUACAUAUGUAAAUAUGUCAAUAAACAAUUCUCUUUUAAACACA
Magallana angulata is the source of this 1230-nucleotide messenger RNA. RefSeq names its product UPF0764 protein C16orf89 homolog. The record is from RefSeq and is a predicted model, not a curated record. The transcript has 7 exons. Lineage: Eukaryota; Metazoa; Mollusca; Bivalvia; Ostreida; Ostreidae. Gene Ontology annotation, cellular component: cytosol; membrane. The coding region runs from base 53 to 1198 and encodes 381 amino acids.